Haliotis rubra (blacklip abalone) is the source of this 1248-nucleotide messenger RNA. Its product is annotated as vitelline envelope sperm lysin receptor-like. The transcript is spliced from 10 exons. Bases 69 to 1043 code for a protein of 324 amino acids. NCBI's taxonomy places the organism in Eukaryota, Metazoa, Mollusca, Gastropoda, Lepetellida, Haliotidae. The record is from RefSeq and is a predicted model, not a curated record.
UAGCAAGCACGCCCCAUGCGCGUGCAGAAUGUGCUCACUUGACGUGACUCAGUGUUUGUCCGGUCGAGAUGAGGGUUGGAGGUUGUGGGAAGUCGGUCGUCGCCUGUAUGAUUGCCCUGAUCUCCAUUUUGCUUGCACUGGCUUCUGGUCAGACGACUGUCAAACCAACAGCAAAACCACUGCGAAGGGUUGUGAAAGUUAAGUCAGAGUGCAGCGUAGGGAGAACUGGGCUUUCUACCAUCAACGUCCUGUCUGACUUCCCUGUCAAUGUCGAGGUAUUCUGCAAGAACGGCGUUGUCGUCAAACCCAUCACGACAGAUGGAGUGACGUACGUCCAGAAAGUCGCUUUCGUGAAUAAUGCAACGACACCCUGCAUAUUUAAGGUGAAUAUUUUGACGGUCUCCCUGAUUUACAAGGUGAAGGUCAGAGUCUCCUGGAAGACAAGGGUGAAGGGCAUCAAUAUACAAAAUUCAGGGAACUACUACACUGUCACGUGUAGUUAUGGCGACAAAGCGUACAACUCGAGUAAAAGUACUGAAAUUGACAGCAGCCUCCAAGCUUUGGAUGAGGUUAUCCAGAACAAGGGGUCGUCGAUGAAGUCGGAUGUCAGCAUGAUUCUAGUGAACACACUGAAUAGACCCAUGGUCGGCACGAUCGCCUUAGGAAGACGUCUCCGAAUACAGGCAACGGUUAUGGGCAAGGUGCACGUUCGGCCAGUGAGUUGUUGGGCAGCAAGUGGGAAUAAAACAUACCACAUUCUUGUUGGAGGAUGCGGUGAUGGUUUCAUUUUCAAAAAGACUGUCGGCUUCAACAUCAAGGGUAAAACAAUAAGGAGCCCUCUGUUCAGUGCAUUCAGGCUUCCUGGAUCGAAGACCCUGAACUUCAAGUGCAUCUUCGCUGCCUGCAGCAACCCAGGAGCCUGUGAUGGGAGUUCCUGCUACAAGGAGAAAGUGUUCAAGGACGAAAGUCUCGUAGAUCAUUUCACAACGCGGAAAUCACCAAUAGUCGUAACAGAGUUCACUACGAGGCCAAACCAGACGUAGUUGAGCAGCCGAUUGGGCCCAUAGACUGCCAGGAUGUGACAACAUGCCUUGCAGUGGGGACAGGAACGACCGGUGACGGGAACGUGGGCGGCUGAACAUCGGGAUGCGCAUCUUGCAGCCCCUGCAGGCCGGUAUCGUGUUUGCGGCAAGCCCGUUCCCAUCUUGAUACUGUUCACUCACUGCGCUAGUAAAUGUUACAAACCUA